UAAGAUGGAGCUGCAUAUAAAUCAAGGAGGGACAAGGUCCUUGCCAUUGGUCAGGGUAGAUGAGGACCUACAGAAAGAAAAGGCCUGGCAUCCCACCCACUUGCAACUGACCGUCCUGCGUGCCUGCUCCCUGCGCCCUAAGGGAAGCACGGGCACCAGCAACCCUUAUGUUGUGAUUCAGCUGCAAAAGCAAAAAUUUAGGACCUCUGUAGCACUACACAACCUGAGCCCUGAAUGGCACGAAGAGUGCACACUACAACUGCCAACUGUGUUGGAUGACUCGGAAGAACAUGGCCUUAUCCUCACUGUCAUGCACCAAUCUGUUCACCACUUCAACCAAUUCUUGGGCAGGGUCAAUUUGCCUCUUGCCCAGCUUUUUCAAGACAAAACAAAGAGGAGAAAUGAGUGGUUUGUGUUGCAAUCUCGCCCAGGAAAGAAAGAGAAGAUCAGAGGACAGCUGCAGCUUGACAUCCAGUUCUUACAGAUCUCAUCGCCAACUAGUGAGCCAGCAGUGAACUCUCCUGGAACUUGGACCUUCUUCACCAGAUUUUGUGGAAGCAAGAAGGGCAGGAAGUACAAAGUCUACAAAGAAACUCUAUCUCAGUCAUCUAGCUUGGCUAAUAAUGAAGAUUCGUCUUCUUCAAGCAUCAGCACAGAGCUGGAGGCUGCAGCAGAGAAAUCUGGAGCCAGUCUUGGCAGUUCUUUGCACAUGACAACAGCAACCUGUGUUGGAAAGAAAUCUAUAUCCAAACCCCAACUGCAGAAGCUCGUUUCCUGUAACUACAAAGAACUUCCCUCUGAAGUUACAAACACAACACAGUCCGAGCAUCCAAGUACCUUGGAACAGUUCAAUAGCAUCUUUAGUCAACAGCCCAAGAAAAAAUCAAAACCCCUGAAAGAGGAUAGAAGUCCAGAGGCAGCAGGCAUCUCUAUGGAACCCUGGCAAGCAUCUCUUCCACCCCUUCAUACUGUAGGGCACAGUGAUAUUCCCCCAAGGGCUCAUACCCUCCAUUUCUCUAUAGUGAGUCUUCAACAGAUCACUAAUAUUGCACCAGCCAGCUCUAUUACCAGCCGUUUCCAUAGAUGCCGAAUGCAGCUGCAUAGGAGUUACCAGUUCUGUCGCAGGUGUCUUGGAGUGGGGUCUUGAUCAUACGUUAACUUUGUUUCUACAUUUCUCAAUG
This is a messenger RNA of Crotalus tigris (Tiger rattlesnake), 1181 nucleotides long. Its product is annotated as rab11 family-interacting protein 2-like. Gene Ontology annotation, molecular function: small GTPase binding. Gene Ontology annotation, cellular component: intracellular membrane-bounded organelle. Lineage: Eukaryota; Metazoa; Chordata; Lepidosauria; Squamata; Viperidae. The transcript has 5 exons. The record is from RefSeq and is a predicted model, not a curated record. The coding region runs from base 5 to 1147 and encodes 380 amino acids. Gene Ontology annotation, biological process: regulated exocytosis.